AUGGAAGUCGCCGAGCUCCUCAAGAAAGGCUACCUACGGGAGUUCCUCUCGGAUAAAGCCAAGAACCUUCUAAACAAAGAAGGUCCCGGUCUCCCUAUCGAGGCAGCUCUUGCAUUGCCACCACAGCAAGACCGGGUGAUCCAUGUCAUUACAGGCGGAUCAGAGGAGAAGUUCCUCACCCCUCAUCAUGACGCUCUCGUCAUUUCACUUACCAUAGCAAACUGCUUGGUCAAGCGAAUAUUGGUAGAUAAUGGGAGCUCCAGCAACAUAAUCUUUCAUUCGGCCUUCGCCGACCUGGGUUUGGAACCUACAGCUCUAACCAGAAAGGCAACUCCCCUCAUAGGCUUCAGUGGAGAAGUCAAACAAACCUUAGGAGAUGUCCUUCUUCCCGUGUAUGCCGAAGGGGUAAACCAAGCCACGAAGUUCCUGGUCGUCGACUGCCCCUCAUCAUACAAUGUGAUAUUGGAAAGGCCUUGGAUUCAUGACAUGGGAGCCGUACCUUCAACUUUGCACCAGAUGGUCAAGUUCCCAACCCCUUGGGGCAUCAAAGCGGUCAAGGGAUAUCAAGAGAAUGCUAGGUCUUGCUAUCAGACUACCCUUAAGGGAAAGAGUCAGGUCUUAUAG
Messenger RNA from Raphanus sativus (radish), 624 nucleotides. RefSeq lists its product as uncharacterized. The transcript has 2 exons. The record is from RefSeq and is a predicted model, not a curated record. NCBI's taxonomy places the organism in Eukaryota, Viridiplantae, Streptophyta, Magnoliopsida, Brassicales, Brassicaceae. Bases 1 to 624 code for a protein of 207 amino acids.